AUGGACCAAUUCCCAAAGCUUCGACCGGUCGGUCGCAUAGAGCUAUGCUCCACCGCACGCCAUCACCUAAGAUUCUAUUAUAAUGUAGCCGUAGCAGCAACUUACUCACUUCCGGGAACAUUUACCCUCCCAAUCAAAGACUAUGUCUACAAAGCAUGUGAAAUACUCAUUGCGCAGCACCCAAUCCUCUCAGCCGUUCCAAUCGGCGAGGAGACAAAGGAUCCUUACUUCGCGCGUCUCCCGAGCAUCGAUCUCAGCCAAUCGGUCUUUUUCCAGAAGCGUGAACACGGUUUCCCCGAUGCAGAAGACCGGGACGAAGAUCUGGAUACGUUGCUGAGCACCCAGCAUAAUACCCCCUUCGAGCUCCCCUUGCCAUUCUGGAGAAUAUUCGUGUUAACUGAUGAUGCCGAUGAUACCGAAAGACGGUUUACCGUCGUCUUUGUCUUCCAUCAUGCUAUUUCUGACGGCACUUCGGGAAAGGUCUUCCACAGAUCCUUCCUGCAGGCAUUACAGUCCUUGUCAUCGUUGGCUGUAGACGACGUCAAGGAGGUUAUUCCAUCGCCUGAUUCAUCGCUUCUGCCGCCUGGGGAGGCCGUCCACCCUAAGCCAGUGUCGUACACUUACCUGGCUGUUCAGCUCUUUAAAGCUAAGAUCUACGAUCCCCGAGACCCGGGCUUAUGGACAGGCUCGGAGGUCAAGCUCCCACUGGAGACGAAGCUAAAACACAUCGUGUUCCCAAAGCACUUAUCAUCCACAUUCAGAGACCGCUGUCGCGAAAAUAAGACAACCAUAACAGCCGCUCUUCAAACAAUCAUCGCUCGCUCCCUUUUCACCCAUCUCCCUGAAUCCUCCACGAAGGUCAGAUGCUCCGGCGCGAUGUCCAACCGCCACUGGCUUCCCGGCCCCAUCACAGAAGAUUCAAUGGGUGUCUUUGUCCAAGAAUACACGGAAGACUACUCUCGGAAAGACCUCAGUGAGACCUCGUUCCCCUGGUCCGUGACCGUGCGGUCUCGCGCGACAAUCGAAAGAGAACUCAGUAAAGAGGGCAGGGACACUUCUGCAAAUCUGCUUAGGUACGUAAACGAUUACCAUAAUGAGCUCUAUUUGUCAAAGGUCGGGCGGCCGAGGUCGUCCACCUAUGAGGUGUCAAAUGUCGGGGCUUUUACUUCUACUACACCGGCAGAAGGGAUGCCGCGGGUUGGACGCGUCGUUUUCUCGCAAAGUGCGUCUGUCACGGGAAAUGCCUUUGAAGUCUCGGUUGCUUCGGGUGGCGAUGGUUGUUUGGUGUUGAUGUUUACGUGGCAGAAGGGUGUUGUGGAGGAUUUGUUUAUCCUAAACGUUAUUGAGUCGGUGAGGAAGGAAGUUUACGAUCUUUGUGUGUGA
Molecule: messenger RNA, 1383 nt
Organism: Aspergillus oryzae RIB40
Lineage: Eukaryota; Fungi; Ascomycota; Eurotiomycetes; Eurotiales; Aspergillaceae
Exons: 2
Coding region: 1-1383 (460 amino acids)
Molecular function (GO): N-acetyltransferase activity
Source: RefSeq, a predicted model, not a curated record